Molecule: messenger RNA, 1060 nt
Organism: Carlito syrichta (Philippine tarsier)
Lineage: Eukaryota; Metazoa; Chordata; Mammalia; Primates; Tarsiidae
Gene: TRABD
Product: TraB domain containing
Exons: 7
Coding region: 18-920 (300 amino acids)
Source: RefSeq, a predicted model, not a curated record
GAAACCGCCACCCCACCAUGGAUGGGGAGGAGCAGCCGCCCCCUCGGGAAGCUGACACGGAGCCUGAUGUGACGUCAGGGCCUUUGGAGCCAGUGCCCACGAUGCCCUCUGGAGAGCCCCAGAGCCUGACCGACACAGAUGCCUUCCACCUGCUGCUGGAGAUGAAGCUGAAGCGGCGUUGCGAGCCACCCAGUCUGCCCCCCACCGUGACCCAGCUGGUGGCCGAGGACGGCAGCCGGGUGUACGUGGUGGGCACAGCCCACUUCAGUGACGACAGCAAGAGGGACGUCGUGAGGACCAUCCGGGAGGUGCAGCCGGACGUGGUGGUGGUAGAGCUGUGCCAGUACCGCGUGUCCAUGCUGAAGAUGGACGAGAGCACGCUGCUGCGCGAGGCCAAGGAGCUCAGCAUGGACAAGCUGCAGCAGGCCGUCAGGCAGAAUGGUCUCAUGUCUGGGCUCAUGCAGAUGCUACUGCUGAAGGUGUCCGCGCACAUCACCGAGCAGCUGGGCAUGGCGCCCGGUGGCGAGUUCAGGGAGGCCUUCAAGGAGGCCAGUAGGGUGCCUUUUUGCAAGUUCCAUUUGGGUGACCGGCCCAUCCCAGUCACCUUCAAGCGGGCCAUUGCCGCGCUGUCCUUCUGGCAGAAGGUCAAGCUGGCCUGGGGCCUGUGCUUCCUGUCGGACCCCAUCAGCAAGGACGACGUGGAGCGCUGCAAGCAGAAAGACCUGUUGGAGCAGAUGAUGGCGGAGAUGAUCGGCGAGUUCCCCGACCUGCACCGCACCAUCGUCUCGGAGCGGGACAUCUACCUGACCUACAUGCUGCGCCAGGCUGCCCGGCGCCUCGAGCUGCCUCGCGCCUCUGACGGUGACGGCCGCCCGCCAGGCGUGGGGCCCCUGGGACACGCGUCUUCUGGCCUAUGCUGACCCCGCCCCUUCCCCACAGCUGAGCCCAGGAUGUGCAUCCCCUCCGUGGUCGUGGGCGUCGUGGGCAUGGGCCACGUGCCCGGCAUCGAGAAGAACUGGAGCGCCGACCUCAACAUCCAGGAGAUCAUGACGUGAGACCC